AUGAUUGGUCGUCCUGGAGAAAAGAGUCAGCAUUUCUCCGUACUCGUCCUGCAUUGCGACGAUCUCUCGCGUCGGUCCAAUUUCGGUCCAAAAUCUCCGAUGAUGGAGACGCCGGCCGUGUCGCGGCAUCAGAAGCUCGUAACGGACGUUCUUUCCUGGGUGUUCAAUGUCGUUACAUCUGUCAGUAUCAUCGUGGUCAACAAGUACCUAAUGACACAUUACAACUUCCACUUCGCCGCCACCCUCACCGGCCUCCACUUCAUCAUGACGUCGCUGAUGACGUCAGCGUUGCGUCUGAGCGGAUACCUGGAACCUUCGCAGCUGCCGCUGAUGGAGCAGGUGAAAUUCGCGCUGACUGCCAACGUGUCCAUCGUGGGGAUGAACGUCAGCCUGAUGUGGAACAGCGUCGGAUUCUAUCAGAUCGCCAAGCUGGGCAUGAUUCCCGUAUCAUGCGUCCUCGAAGUCUUCUUUGAUCGCAUGCGCUACUCCCAGGGCUCGCGCCUCUCCGUGCUGCUCGUGCUCAUAGGGGUGGCCACAUGCACGAUCGCAGACAGCAGUCUCAGCGUGAAGGGCAUGGUGGCAGCUGCCGUUGCUGUCUGCUCCACCGCCCUGCAGCAAUACUACGUGCAAUACCUGCAGAAGAAGUACCGGCUGGGUUCGUUCGACCUGCUCUCCCACACAGCACCCGUGCAAGCCGGCUCGCUCGUGCUGCUGGGGCCGCUCAUAGACUGGCUGCUGUCUGGUGCCAGGGUUGACAGCUACGACUUCAGUGUGCCUUCGGUGCUGUGCAUCGGCCUCUCAUGCCUGAUAGCAGUGGCGGUCAACGCCAGUCAGUUCAUCUGCAUCGGUCGCUUCACAGCCCUCACCUUCCAGGGCCUGGGCCACAUGAAAACGCUCUCCGUGCUCGUUCUCGGAUACGCCAUUUUUGGGCUGGACGGUCUCAACGCAUCGGUCCUGAUGGGGAUGUUACUUUCCAUCAUGGGAAUGGUGUGGUACGGUAAUGCAUCGUCGAGACCAGGGGGCAAAGAGAAGGUUCCGGUUGCGCCUACUCUCCCAACCACCGCGGAUGCGGAAGAAAGCGCGCCUUUAAAAAUCUCUGGGCCCCCUCCAGCACCAGCAGGCGACGCAGCAGCAAGAGGAGGGGGGAAUCUGACUGCAUCAGGGGGGGGAUCUCAGGCAGGAGCGUUCGCGGAUUUCUCACAGCUCCAGUCGUCCCUCCCAUCAGCAACCCAGCCUGCUCCAUCCAAUCAACCCUCAAGCGCCAACACCCCUGCAGCAGCAGGAUGGGCCACCUUUUGA
Messenger RNA from Closterium sp. Yama58-4, 1299 nucleotides. The record is from the annotation of a GenBank genome assembly. Lineage: Eukaryota; Viridiplantae; Streptophyta; Zygnematophyceae; Desmidiales; Closteriaceae.